Messenger RNA from Neoarius graeffei (lesser salmon catfish), 3872 nucleotides. It is a transcript of the gene cfap61, whose product is annotated as cilia and flagella associated protein 61. Bases 84 to 3548 code for a protein of 1154 amino acids. Lineage: Eukaryota; Metazoa; Chordata; Actinopteri; Siluriformes; Ariidae. The transcript has 25 exons. Gene Ontology annotation, molecular function: oxidoreductase activity. The record is from RefSeq and is a predicted model, not a curated record.
GCCGUAUAUAACCAUGGUAACGGAGACGCUUAGGCCGCAUACAGUUUUAAAUGCAGCACACAGAUGAACAGGAAGGCGCGUGAAUGGAGAACAUGACGACGACCAUUAGUUCAUCCACUGGGGAAAAGAAAUCUGUAACUGCGAGGCGGACAGAGUUCUGUGAUGCUCAGAAGAUCAGUGAGCUCAUCAGUCCAGCUGCUGCAGAACUGUUUGGCAAAGUGAAUGUGAUGUGCCUGCUGGAAAAAGCUAAUCUGGCAAUUACUAUAAGCACAGAAAGAAAUGAAGUCCUGGCCCAUGCUGCAUUCAUGGACCAUCCCAUCGGUGAGCUGGUGGAUCAGGCUUCAUGGGAGCAGCUACUUCACACCCAUUUUAACACCACAACGUUCACACCUUUAAACACAAUCUUCCUGCAUCUUUUUGUGGCCCAGUCCGACUUUUCUAUUUCCAGCGCUAAAGAGAUUAUCAGAACUGUAUUCAAUGCCAUCACAGAGCUGGAAUACAUCUGCCUCAUCACACCCUGCAGCGGCAGCCUUGAGCCAGCUCUGAUGGACAUUUUUGAGCCCAUGCCCUGCGUGACAGAGGAAGUCCAGUGUGGUGCGUUUGUGUGCCACAGACACAACUACUGUCCAAGAUUGCAUGUGCGCAAAGCCAGGGUAAAAGAUCUCAUUGACCUCACAUACGUCGAGCAGCUGAAGACUGUGAAUGAUUGCUGGCCUGCGUCUGACAUUCUGGCUAAGAAAAUUGAGACUGACAAUGAGCUGAAUCAUGUGGCCGUGUUUGAGAAUGACAGUUUUGCCAUUGGCUUCAUCAUUGUCUCUGGAGACGUUGACCUGCUGAAGCUGAAUGAAGAAUACGAGCUCGGGCCUUUCGACGGACUGAGAAAGAGGAAAGCAGAGAAGCGAAGUGAGGAUUUGGACGACUCACAGCAGGCUGAGUCCACAGACGCCAUCACUGAUCCUCAGCAACCCGACGCAGAGUCUGAGGUCGUGGAGGAAGAGCCCAUUAAAGCUCCUACAACAGAGAGCUCAGGAGACAGUGUGGCCUCCGAAGCAGAAGAUAAUACUUUCUUGAUCCAAAUACAAAUUGAUAAGAAGUUUGAAACGAGGGCUGUGGAUUGCUUGCCUUAUGUUUUUCAACUUUUCCCGGAGCGGGAUUUCUGCAUCAUAUUUGUGAAUACGCUGGAUCCAGAUACCCAUCUACUCCAGUCCUUCGUCAGAGCCAUGCCACGGAACUGCGGACACCGUGAUCUUUACGUCCUCCACCGUUCAGGCCUUCUCAAGAUGCUAGAAGUGCGUGUUCCAGUUUCUGAAGAUAAAUCUGAAAUUCAGGGACUGGUUCCUCAGCACGAAGCCCUGAUGGAGGAUCUGGAGCUAUUCUUCCACCAAGACCCGGAUGUUCAGGCAUUUGUAGCACAGGUCGAAGGACAGAUAAUCGGUGUAUUGGUUAUUAAAAAUGAGCAGGACAUCGAGUAUAUCCGAGCCAACUACGACAUUGAGAACUUUGUGUACUUCAGUCAUCACCAGCGUGAGGAACAUGGCCGGCUGUGCCAGUUUGCCCUGAACCCCAUCUUCAAGCAUUAUGCCAAGCACUUCCUCAAAGAAGCACUGCGCCUCGCUCACAAAUCAUGCCUGUACUACCGCGUCUAUCCAUCUUACCACAGCGACAAGAGUUUCAGUGCCCACUCACUGACAGCAGGACUGAACUGUAUGGUGCCAGUGCAUCCACGACGUCAGGUCAUCUACCCACUGGAGGAUUUGGGCAUCAAUGCACCUUCUACUGUCAUUACCACAGAGCAGGUCCCCUAUGCACUGAAUCACAUUAACCGGAAGCUCACUAUGGAGUCCAAAGUUAACGUCAAUGCCAAGAUUGUGGUGGUAGGAGCUUCGGAGACUGCCUUGGCCUUUCUGGAAACUCUCAUACUCUGCCCACACCUGCAGUUCAACAACCUGACUCUUGUCUCUCCUCAUGGUUUACCUGAUCACCUCAGCACUGACCACGUGAGCUUUCUAGCUACAAGCCACUACUACAGUGAGCAGGAUCACGCUCAGCUCUCACUGCGCUCGUGGAUCAGCGUGGUGAAGGGAAAAAUGACAGCCAUCGACAGGAAAAUGACGCGUAUACAAGUGAACAAAGAUCACCACAUUCCCUACGAUUAUCUAAUCCUCUGCACUGGACAGCAGUACCAGAUGCUUUGUCCUACUGGAGUAGACGUCAGUACAUGGUCCCCGACCAGCUCAGUGCCAGAACAGCACAUCCGCAGGUACACAGGUCACAUUCCCUCCAACCUCUUCACUCUGAACGACCAGCAGGACUGCACUCGCGCCUACCACUGGCUCAUGGAGAACUUUGCCCAGCAAAAAAGUACCGCUGUGGUAUACGGAGACACCAUCGAUGUCUACACCUGUGUGGAGACACUGCUGCGUUUGGGUGUAAGAGGUUUCAAAAUUCAUGUGGUCCACCAGAAUGCAGCUGGAGCCCCGCCCUGUUUCCAGAGCUGCACCGUGAGCCAGGCGGUGAGGACGGCUCUGGAGAAACACUACGUUCAUGUCCAUCACAACUGCGUUCUGGCUCAGAUGAAUGAUGGACAGCAUCCCGAGCCACUCACAUCCGUCUCCUUUACCACAGAUGGCCCGCCCCUCAGACUGGAAUGUGCGGUCUUCUUUAACUUCUCCCAUAAAGGUGUGGACUAUGAGUCCUUCACGGCCAUCAAUAGCGCCUAUCUGUUGUUUGAUGGGCGUCUGGUUAUCGACUCGACCUACCACACAAACGACUGCAAAAUCUAUGCUGCGGGGCCUUUAACAAAGUUAUCUCGCCGUUGCUAUGCUGAUCAGUGGUCCCACUCUUACUUUAACUCCAAGGAGGUGGGCCAGAAGCUGGCGGCUACGUUGCUGCGCUUAUUUGACCCGACACUGGAGCCACCAGCCAAACCUGCACCACAUGCUGAUCAUCUCAUCCCCAUCUACAAGAAACCUAAGCUAACAGGUGGAAAGCUACCAGGUGGAUAUCAUUAUCUCCACAUCACAGAACCCUCGGGCUACAGCGACACAUCUCCACCUGUUAGCAGCGCACAGGGACGGAGCUUUGUGACAGGCAGUGUGAAGACAGGAAACUACUUCCAGCUGCGGUUCAGUCACCAUAACCUGGUGGAGAGCAUCACCUGCUUGUCCUUUAACCGACUUCCUGUCUCCAACUAUCUCUGUCUGUACGGCAAACAUCAGCUGCUGCUCAACCGGCUGUACGCACGCUGCGACGAAGAACUGAUCCAUGACUUCUACAGCUAUUUCAGAGAGAGUUGGUGCCUGGCUGUAUUUCACGAUCGCUUUGCUGAUUUCCAACAGGAAAUCCACCAGCUCAUGACAGCCAAGCUUGGCAAUGACUCAACGUCCAUCACAAAACUCUCGGAGAUGGUCGCAGAUGGCAUAUUGGAGAUCUCUGAAGAUCAGAGUGGACAAAGGGAAGCACUGGCCAAAGUGAAGGAACGCGUUCUGGAGUACUUACAGUUCAACCAAUACCAUCUACCCAUGUAUGCACAGCCUGGACUGCUGUAGGGGCUUUUCAGACUGUUCAGGCAAACAAAGAAACAGCCGUGACAGUUAAUCAUGAAAAUUGAGACGACUGCAGUCAGUACAAUCCCUCCGAAACGAUUAAAAUAUUAGACUAUACCUGCAGAUCACAUUACAUCCAAAAGCUGAAACAUGCAGCAUCACAGAUCCAUAUAAUUUACCCACAAAUGUAUUUAUUUAUUCUUCCCACUGCUCUCUUUCUCUCCCUGUGUGUGUGUGUGUGUGUGUGUGUGUGUGUGUGUGUGUGUGUGUGUGUGUGUGUUCACUGCUUCAGAUGGGCUAAAUGCAGAGGAGGAAUUUUGCUGUGCU